Molecule: messenger RNA, 3433 nt
Organism: Bolinopsis microptera
Lineage: Eukaryota; Metazoa; Ctenophora; Tentaculata; Lobata; Bolinopsidae
Product: kinesin-like protein KIF19
Exons: 18
Coding region: 95-3184 (1029 amino acids)
Biological process (GO): microtubule-based movement
Molecular function (GO): microtubule motor activity; microtubule binding; ATP binding
Source: RefSeq, a predicted model, not a curated record
UUUUAGCGUUAACGAGGGAAGUGUUUUGGUCAUGUAGCAAAAUGGAAAGCUGCGAUUUAGCCUUUCAGUAUGGCAAAGAUGCUCUUUCCUAGCCAUGGGACCUACCGAAACACAAAAUUUAACGGUUGUUCUAAGAGUAAGACCCCCAACUGAGCGCCAUGUUGGUAAAGACAGGAUUGUGCAUGUUUUGGAUGGGCAGAUGGUUAUCCUGACGGACCCUAGAGAUGAGGACGACAUCUUGCGAGCAAAACGAUCAAGGGAAAAGCGGUACAUGUUCGACAUAGCAUUCGACAGUUACAAUACUCAACUGGAUGUUUACUUGGCAACAACAAAACCUCUUAUUAGCUCAGUUCUUGAUGGUUUUAAUGCAACAGUUUUUGCAUAUGGUCCUACAGGGACAGGGAAAACAUACACAAUGCUGGGUACUGGUGAUAACCCUGGGAUAAUGGCACUUGCUUUGAAUGAAAUAUUUGCCCUUGUGAGGAAAGGUUCUGAGAAUAGCACCUACACCGUCUACAUGAGCUAUCUUGAGGUUUAUAACGAGCUGAUAAGAGACCUGCUGUGUCCAGAGUCAGGGGAUCUGGAGCUGAGGGAGGACAGUACUGGUGUAACUGUUGCUGGGCUUGAAGAGGUAGAAGCGCAGAGCACAAGAGAAGUUAUGGACAUGUUGAGGGACGGUAACAAGAGGAGAACUACUGAACCAACCUCAGUAAACAAAACUAGCUCCAGAUCUCACGCAGUGCUACAGGUAACUGUAAAGAAGUUGGGUAGAGCACGCUCUCUAACAGAGACAGUAAGCACAGGUAAACUCUACAUGAUAGAUUUAGCAGGGAGCGAGCGAGCAACGCACACUAAAAACAGAGGAACUCGUCUGGUAGAAGGAGCUCACAUUAACAGAUCCCUCCUCGCCCUGGGUAACUGUAUCAAGGCUCUCAGUAACAAUACCUCUUCUUAUGUGAACUAUAGGGACAGUAAACUUACCCGCCUUUUGAAGGACUCGCUGGGAGGAAACUGUCGAACUGUUAUGAUAGCCCACGUGUCACCUGACUGUCACGUGUUCGAUGAGAGCAGGAAUACUCUUCAGUACGCAGAUCGGGCAAAGCGCAUCAAAACCAAGAUUCGACCGAACCUACAGACGGUAUCACAUCACAUCGCCAAAUAUCCCAUUAUUGUGGAGGAAUUACACAAAGAGAUUGCCAGACUGAAAAAAAUAAACAGCAAGGGUUCAGACACUCAGUCACUAGAGUCAGAAUCUGGGAUACUACCUGUAAAAGACAGAGAGUUACUGGAGACAAAACGUGCUCAGCUUGAUAGAGCCUUCAAUAAACAACUGAAGAAUAAAGAAAGACUGUCCAGAUUAGAAGGACAGCAGAAGUUAGGAGGGCACAAAACAGGACACCUCCAAUCCUUACUACACCAACACAUAGAGUCCAGACCUCUGUACAAUAUCCUGCCCCCUAUCCACGGUGCACUGCCUCCCCUCACACCCACCUCAACCUCACAACCUGAACUACUUCCUUCAUCAUCUCAACCUGACCUGUCCUCCUCCCCUCAACCCUUAACACCUGCCUCCCAACUUGAUAUAGAGUCCAAGGAGAUAGAGAUAAGAUCUGCGCUACGUCGGCAGUCUGCUCGCAAGAGAAGAGAGGAGAAUUCUAAGGAUAAACUGUUACGAGUCUCCUCUAAUCUUGCAGAAAAGUACAGGGCCGUUGAAGAGGAUAUAGAAGAUAAAAUACUAGAUACAGAUCACAAGGAACUUCUAGGACUAGUAUCUAAUGUGCACGUGUUAGAACUGCAGCUAGCUGGGAGCAGGGAGCAAGUGCACAGUUUGGGUGCAGUAGUGGAGGAACAGGGACACUGGCUCAACUCCCACUACCAGUAUAAUAUACAGUUACUGGAGGUGGUCAGGACUCAGCAUCAGUUGCUGACUAACAACAAUGUUCAUAAUACUCCUCAACUGGACAAACUUUAUGAAAAACUACAAGAGAGAAGUUUAACACAGUACAACGUACUGCCCCGUAUUAGAAGUGCAGUGAGCAGUAUAACGGCUGAGAGUGAGGAGGAUUCCCCACCUUCCACCCCUCCUCUUAGUGAUCACACUCCUGUGUUCACUAAGACAUACAAUGUGGUUGAUAAGGAUGGAGAAGGAGGAGACAUGAUUAGCAAACUGGAGGAAAGAGACGUUUCACAGACCACUAUGCACGUUCUCUCUACCCCUAGUCUUACAGAGAGAGACCCCACUGUUACCUUGGUAACUAGAGACUCGACCACUCUGAUAGAACGCAACAGAACAGUUACAUUGCCCAACAAAUCUGAUCUAGAGAUCCAGGAAGGGGAGGCUGAUGUUGGGAGUCCUGAGGAGGAAGCUGAGGAAAUUACCAGACCUCCAAUACAAAGCAAAGUAGUUACAUCUCCAAACGAACCAGGGACUACUCCUAAUGUUGUGGAAACAAGCAGCGUUGUAAGGAGCAACAGCAGUGCUAAUAGUCUAGUCAAGAAAGUACAUUUUCCGGAAAAAGAGAUAGCAGAAAAGGAGAAACCGCCGAAGCAGAAAACCAAGAAAGAAAGAGCCGGAGAAGAUGUAGUUGAGGAAACGAGCGGAACAGAAAACCAGGCCAAGAAAAUAGUUAAAUCUCCCUCUCUUACUGGAACAUGGAAAGCUUUGAAAAAAUUGGUCAGAUCCAAAGGAAGCGCGGGUGGUAGAGAAAGUCCAGCUGGAGCCACUCCACAAAGAAAUGGAAUCACACCGCGGGGAGGCGGAGUCACACCCCGGAGAAGUGGAGUCUCACUUCGUAACGAGGAGAAUGGUGUCUCACUUGUGAAAAGUACUAACGAGUUACUUCCAUCCCUCCCUCCGACUGGGAGUUCUCCCGCGCCCGGCAAGCAGGCUAAGAAAGCGAUACAGUUGCAAAGGUUACGAACCCUAAAAACAGAGCCUGUUCUAUCUACUCCACCUAAGCAAAAGCCGCGAGGGAAGAAAACGAAAAACCUCAACAAAGCACACGUAAAAUCAGAUACGCACAUUAAGAUAGCAGAAAAAGCUCGAAUAUACGGUGGUCCAGGAAAUGCCAGAACCCCUCAAACUCGAGGCAGAAAGCAAGGGGGUCCCCAGAGAAAGACAAACAACCCUAAUAUUUCAAUAAAUGGAACAAACAAAAACUUUCCCCUUAAAGUUUUCAGAUGAGCUUAAGGGUAAAAGACAUGACGUAAAUUAAUUAAAUUUUGCGAGAGAUACUACUAUUGGAUUCAGUGUUUUGGCAUGUGCAUGAAGUGAACGCCAACUGGCAGUUCAAUGAUUGUUUUAACAUUUAAAAUUACUGCAAUAACGGUAGUUUUGAAUUCAUAAUUGCUCUUUUUAAAUCUUGGCAGAGCCAAGUAUUUUUUGCGAAACUAAAUGUACUGAUUCCUACGAUUUUAUCAUUUUAAAUUCUAA